This is a messenger RNA of Cotesia congregata, 2850 nucleotides long. NCBI's taxonomy places the organism in Eukaryota, Metazoa, Arthropoda, Insecta, Hymenoptera, Braconidae. The record is from the annotation of a GenBank genome assembly.
AUGGAUAUUUCGAGUUUACUUGAGGUGCAAGUCAAUGAGGGUCAGGCGUCACCAGAACUCGGAUCGUCAGAUUCAGUUGAUCAAAAACCUAAAAAUUUUAUCCAAUAUCGACCUUCAGAAAUUGUUACGCCGGAAGAAUCAAAAUUUUAUCGUCGUAUGAUUGGAAAUGAUGUUGCUCAAGUACGAUUUCGUAGACUCCAUUGUACAGCUUGUGAUGAACAUAUUGGAUCAGCACCAAUCGAUGCAUACAAUAUGCAAGAACAUCCAAUGCUCAAGACCUUGCUGUGUGCCCAUUGUCGAGAAUUUUACGGUGACGGAGAUUUCGAACAAGGCGAGGACGCAACGGAUAUGUUUUGCCGUUGGUGUGCCAAUGGCGGGAACCUUUAUUGCUGCUCGUACUGCUGUAAUACAUUUUGCGACAAGUGUAUCAAGCGAAAUUUCGACGCUGAGGUACGUGAAAGGAUUGAGGAAGACGAAAAAUGGCGGUGUUUUGUAUGCGAUCCAAAGGAUCUUUAUACACUGAGAGGUGUGUGUCGAGCUUUGUUACUCCACGUAAAAACUGUUACGAGAAUACUAAAGAGUAAUCCUACGAUGUCGCAAAAGGACAUAGAAAACAAAAUGGAACAGGAUGACUCAAAAUGUUGCGUAGGAAAGCGUUCGACCCGCCGUAAGCGUUCAGUAUCAUCAUCCAGUUCGUUAAAUGAUGAUAUUGACCAAGGAAGUUCCGCUAAAAAGAGCAAAGUCAAAAACGGCUCCAAUAAAAACCGUAAAUCUACAUCAAAAGACCAUAAUUACACCAACAAACCAAUGCAAGUGAUUUCAAAUGGAAACACAAGAUUUUUAUCUUCUACGCGGUUUUUGCCUGCAGAACCAAGCCCACCCGCUCACAUUUCCGACAAGGACGAUAUACCUGCACCUUUGCUGCACUUUGAGCAGACGAUGAUCGAAGGGGACGGACAAGUACUUCCUAACCAGCCAAACGCUAAAAUACCAGACUCUAUUCUGAACAACAGUGCGAUCUCACUGAACCCGAUCCCCAAAAAUCUGUUCCACGGGCCACCGGGUAAUAUUAUAAACCUCCGUCCGAUAAGACUAGACUCAGUGCCUCCCGGAGCGACGCUACACCGACUUGCAAGGAUACCCACCCGACCUAACGCUCCAAUGGUGACUAUUCCCGGGCGAAGUGUUCCUAUAACUACUGCCAACGUCAAUCAGACCCCCAAGACUUUUUUGAGAUGCAAGAAUCUCACGGCUCUCCCCACGGUGGCUCUAACUACGCCUAAUUCGACGACUCCCAGUGUCAUAGACAUCGACAGCGACCCCGAAGAGCUCCCAGUUACCAACAACACCACCGAAAGCUCCAAAGCUCAGCAGACCUCCGGUCAAACUGUUAAAGUUAUCAAUCCUGUGGCACUAGCUAAUGCCGGACUUGAAGACCGAUCACCGAUAAUGUCUCUAGACAAUCCUCGGAGGAAGGUAUUUGAUGAUGUUAUUUACAACCCUAUUAAAGAAGUUGAUAAAUUAAUUACUAAAAUUCGAGGAAAGCUAAGGAUGGAGUUAAAAAAGGCAGCUGGAAAUUUGGCGGACAAUGAAGCUCAUAAUGCUAGAGUUAGGCUUGCUACUAUUAAUCGGUGUAUUUAUCAAGCUGUUGAUGAAUUGUCGGCUUUUAAUAACACUAUGAUUCAGCAGUAUCGACCCUGGAAGGAGUCUUUAAUUACUGGAGACCCGAUUGAUGAAAAUACUAAUAAAAUUGUAAUGAAAAAAGGAGAGCGGAGUAUUAAAUACACGCCUUUUGAUAUGGACUGCGAGAGUGAGUCAGAUUCUGAUAAUGAGCUAGAUGAAGUUGAUGAUGUUGAUGUGGAACAACUGAUUGAUUUUACGGGUAAAGUUAGACAUUUUCUUGAAAAAGACAUGAUAAAUCGGAGCACUAAUACUGAGAUUCAGACUAAAAGCCAGGGAGUGCAAGUAGAAGAGAUUAUUGAGACCAAGGACUAUGAUAGGACUAUCGGGUACUCGUUGCUUAUGAGGACGGACUACGACUUUGAAAAGAGAGAAGAAAUUUAUAAACCUACCAAGAUUCAUGAUCAUAAUUUUGGAAAGUAUGAGGAGCAGUUUAUUUUUUAUUUGCAACAUCUGGAGAAUCGGGGUGAAGAUGAAGACACUGAAGAUGUUGUUGAGAAAGUACCGCUGACUGAUUUAAUUGACAAGGAUAUCGCGAGACAAGAAAAGACUAUUGAAGAAGAUUGUGAUCGAUCUCCGAGGUUGGAUGAAGUUAGUGAUGAGAAGGAAAAAGAGAAUGAUGUUGAUGUCGAUGUCGUUGACCUCGGAGAACCCGUUCGAGGAAAAACUCCGGUUAAUAUAAUUGCCGAGGAGCCAGGUGUUGAGGAGAGUGAAAAAAAUUCUGAUGAUACUAGAGUUGAUACGUCGUCUCAAGAUGAUAUUGAUGUGGUCAAUGUCAGUGGCGAGGCGAUGGAUGUUGAAGAAAAUGUUGACAGACCUUCUGAGCCUAGUUUGGAGACUUUGAACGACUGUAAUGGCGAUAAAGAAAUUUCUGAUGGUAAUGAAAUUGAUGAGGAAAAUUUGAAUAUUGAAGUUACGAAUCAUAAAUCACCUGAACCAUUGAAUAAUAAUUCAUCGAUAGAACUGGAUGAUGUUCCUGGAGUUUCUCCCGCUAAAUCAUUGAAUGACUCGCGGGAAAAUAACGAGGAUAAAUUGACAGCGAGUCAAGAAGCCAAACACGAGGAAACUGUGAUUGCUGUUAAAACUUUAAUUGAAGAAAACAACAGUGUUGAUCAAUUUGAUAGAUGGAGAAACAAUGAUGAAGAAGACGAGUGUAUGGUUCUUGACUAA